GUAAGUGAAUGGUCCUAAUGGCACCCAAUCACGUCGGUUCCUCGAUCCCUUCCUAUAUUAAAGCACUUGUCUCUCCUCCUCACAAUUUCACAGUACUUCUCAAUUAUAUUAAUUAGUGACAUUCAAAUAAUAAAAAAAAAUAAACCACACACUUGCUUAAUUUUCAGUCCAUAUCUCUAACUUAUUAUUGUUGUUUGAUCGAUUAUGGGAAAGGUUCUUAAGAGGAGGCGUUCGGAUUAGCCGCGAAAGACAAUUCUGGAGUUCUCUCGCCUUUCCAUUUCGCUAGAAGGGAGACAGGAGAGAAGGAUGUUAGGUUCAAAGUGUUAGUUCUGUGGAAUCUGUCAUUCUGAUUUGCAUAUGAUCAAGAACGAUUGGGGAUUCUCUACGUAUCCUCUCGUACCCGGGCAUGAGAUUGUUGGCGUGGUGACUGAAGUGGGAGCCAAAGUGACUAAAUACAAGACCGGAGACAAAGUGGGAGUCGGGUGCUUGGUCGGCUCGUGCGGGUCAUGUGACAGUUGUACCGAAGGUCUCGAGAACUACUGUCCAAAAAUGAUCCAAACGUACGGAUUCAAGUACUACGACGACACAAUGACCUACGGUGGUUACUCCGACAACAUGGUUUGCGACGAAGAUUUCAUCAUCCGUAUUCCCGACAAUCUCCCACUGGACGCUGCCGCACCGCUACUAUGCGCAGGGAUCACGGUCUAUUCCCCGCUGAAAUAUUACGGGCUCGACAAGCCCAGUAUGCACAUUGGUGUGGUGGGACUAGGCGGUUUGGGUCAUGUAGCAGUGAAAUUUGCUAAGGCUAUGGGUGCUAAGGUCACGGUUAUUAGUACUUCGGACAGUAAGAGAGACGAGGCGAUUAGUAGGCUUGGUGCGGAUCAGUUCGUGGUGAGCCGUGACCCACAACAGAUUAAGAGUGCAAUGGGGACUAUGGAUGGUAUUAUCAAUACAGUAUCUGCGACUCACUCGCUUCUUCCGUUGCUCGGUUUGCUGAAACGUAAGGGCAAACUUGUUAUGGUUGGUGCACCAGAAAAGCCACUCGAGCUCUCGGUCAUGCCUCUCAUCUUUGAGAGGAAGAUGGUAAUGGGAAGUAUGAUAGGAGGGAUAAAGGAGACGCAAGAGAUGAUUGAUAUGGCCGGAAAACACAACAUCACGGCGGAUAUUGAGCUUAUCUCUGCGGAUUAUGUCAACACAGCCAUGGAACGGCUUGCAAAGGCUGACGUUAGGUACCGAUUCGUGAUUGAUGUUGCCAACACAUUGAAGCCUACUCCUUGAUUAUAAUUUUAUGAAUUGAAGUUCCCCAAUGCUUGUUUUCUUGUUUGGAUUUUGUCAUCAGUACUAUGCCUUAAUCAAACCAAUAAAUUUCAACAUUAUAUUUUCA
Molecule: messenger RNA, 1384 nt
Organism: Thlaspi arvense
Lineage: Eukaryota; Viridiplantae; Streptophyta; Magnoliopsida; Brassicales; Brassicaceae
Source: the annotation of a GenBank genome assembly